GCUCUGUGAGUAGGCGACAAGGCAGAGGGCGUAUAGGCAUGGCAGAGGUAGUGAGUGCCGAGGACGUGGCGCGGCUGAAGGACAUCUUCAAGCAGCUGGACAACGAUGGGUCCGGGACUCUCGAGCAUGACGAGCUCGGCGCAGCCAUGGCAUUGUUCGGCCAUCCGCUGAGUGGCGACGACUUGAAGGCGUUGAUGGCGGCUAUUGAUGCCGAUGGCUCAGGUAGUGUUGACUUUGAUGAGUUUGUGGCGGGACUGGGCCCGUUUCUGCUCCAGCUUGCGGCGCAGCAUGCCGAGACGGCGGCUUCCGAGACCGACAACGCGCUAAGCUCGGACGAGAUCGCCCACCUCAUCCAGGUCUUCCACGCUAUCGACGUGGAUGGCUCUGGCAGUGUCGAUUGCGACGAGUUUGCGGUCCUGCUGCGACAGAUGGAGCUACCAGCAGACUCGGAGACGGUCGAGUCCAUCUUUGUGGCCGCUGUUGGUGCGCCCGACGCGCACAUGUCCGAGGCCGUCUUUCUUGCCACGCUCGCGCCGCUGGUAGUGGCCAAGCGGAGCAAGUCGGGCAACCGUGAAAAGAAGGAUCAUCCGGAGAUGAGCGAUGAGCAUUACAAUGAGCUCUGUGCGCUCUUCGAGAGCAUGGACGAGGACGGCUCCGGAGAGGUGGACAUCCACGAGCUGCAGGCCGGGAUGCGAACCGCGUUUGACGCCCUCCUUGACAUGGAGCAGCUGGAGGCGCUCAUGGCUCACAUCGACGAAGACGGCAACGGCCUCAUCUCGCUUGACGAGUUUGUUGCCGGCGUCGGCCCACUCUUCCUGGACAAGCUCGCCUCGGCGCGGUCGGCGGUCGACGCCCGCGCUGCGCAGCUCCGCAUUGUGGCGACCAACGUGGCAAGUGCAGACGUCCAUGUCCGAUCGGCACUCGAGGGCGCGUUUGCGCAUGUCGCAGUGCCAGUCCGGGACCUUGACGCAGCGACUCGUGCCGCGGCCGAGGAGGUGGCGGCUGCGGCCGCCGCGGCUGGCGAGCCCGAAGCGAUGGCCGCCCACGGCCUUGUGCCGCUCGAUGCGCUCAAGGCCAUUUUUGCGGCAGCUGGGACCGAUCUGUCACGUGGCGCGCUGCGGGGCGCGGCCCAGGCCGGAUUCUCGGUUGCGCCGGGGUGGUUCUCGAUUCUCGACGUUUGGCAUGUGGCUGCUGCCGCGACGCCGCUUCUGGCUAGCUCGGCGCCUCCAACACCGCGAAUGGGACGCGGCGGGAAGCCGCACCCGAGCCAGGCCGCAAAUGACGUAGGUGUUCUGGAAACAUUUUCUGACGCGGCCAUGGAUCGGAUUAUGGCGCUCGAGUCGCAGGUUGAGUCGCUCACCGCGAGCCAGGCCAAGGCCGCGGCCGACUACGCGCAGCUGCGGACGACCGCCGAGGAGCGGGCGACCGAGCUGGCUGACAUGCAGGCCCUGGUGCAGAGCCAAGCGGCUAUGCGAGAGGAACUUGCCCACGAAAAGGCCCGCGCCGACGCCGCGGUUGCCCGCCAGAACGAGCUCGCCGACCAGGUCGCCGCACUGGAGAGCUCGGCGUCGGCGUCGGGCGCGUCGACCAGCGAGGCUACCAAGCAGCUCGCUGAGCUGCAGCAGUGGAAGCGGGCAACGCUGCGGUCAAUGGCGUCGCUGCAGGAGGAGCUGGCUAGCGCGCAGCAGGCGGUACUGGAUGUGCAAGCCGAGCUCGAGGCCGAGCGCCGUGCCCACGCCGAGCUGGCAGCUGACCGCGAUGUCGUCUCCAAGCUCAAGGCACAGGUGAAGGACGCCGUGGCUGCGGCAUCGAGUGCCAAGCGUGAGGCCGAGAAGCUCCAGUCCGAGCGCAGCGCACUCGCGCGUAAGAUUAGCGAUCUCGAGGACGAGCUUGGGCACGCGCCCGGACGGACAUCGUCGCUUGGCAGCGGAGGGCGCGGCGAGGCCGUGGCUGACGAGCUCGCAGCGCUCGGUGAGUCGUACUCUGACGUGAUGGGCAACAAGCUCAAGGCUGCGGCGGCCGAGAACGCACAGCUUGUGGCCGACAUUGCGGCAGCCAAGGAUGCCGAGAAGCAGGCCAAGGCAGAAGCGGCUGCUGCGACAGCGGCUGCUGCUGACAUGACGGCCAAGGUCAAGGCCAACGAGGCCGCGGUGGCUGCCGAGCGUGAGCAGCUGGCGAGAAAGGAAGAGGCGUUUGAGACCAUUGUGGAAGGGUUGCAAGCUCAGAUUGACGCGCUCAAGGGGGGGAGCGGACGAAGCACCAGCUCGGAUGGCAACCUUGCCGCGAUGACCGCGGACGAGCUCCGCGAGCUCAACCACUCGCUCAUGGACAACCUUGCUGAGUUUGAAAAGACCAAGACCGAGCUCUCAGCGACCAAACGCAAGCUGGCUGACGUCAAGGGCCGGCUCACGGACGAGCUGGCCGAUGCCACUGCCACCGUCGACGAUUUGCAGGUCCAGCUCGAGUCGGAGCAGAUCAAGGCGGACAAGCUCAAAUCGAAAGUUGCGUCGCUCACCGCCCAGCUGGAGGCGCUGCCGGCGACUGGCGGUGCGGCCGAGUCAGGCACGCUACCGGCGCUCAGCGGAGAAAACGUCAGCGUAGGAGCCGAGGCGGUCGCGAAGCUGGAGGCCGAGCUCACAAGCGCGCGUGAGCAGAUUGCACAAUGGCAGGCAGCGCACGGCAGGGCCGAGGCUAAGCUGGAAAAGUCCAAGGCGAAGCGGGCAGCGGCGGUUAAGGAGGCACAGGCUGCACUCGACGAGUCGUCUCGGCUUGAGGCCGAGAAAAAGGCUGUUGCCGCCGAGCUUGCGGCAGCGCGCGCAGAGCUUGAUGCUGCCGCUGCUAGCGAUGCAAGCUCAGCUAGGACGAGCGGUGAGAGAGGCGCAUUAGACGCGGAAAUGGCGGCGCUGAAGGAAAAGCUGGCUGCGGCGCGCCAGAGCGAAGGAGAAGCCCGGGCUGCGGCGGCGGAUGCCAAGACGCAGGCUGCGAGUGCGGCUGGUGAGUUGGAGAGCGCAGCCGCCGAGAUCGAAGAGUGGAAGUCAUUGGCGGCCAGGGCACAAGGUGAGGCCGGAGCGGCGGCGACCCAGCUGGGGGUGACUGCCGAGAAGCUGGCAGCUGCCGAGGGCAAGAUCGAAGGUCUUGUGGCGGCUGUGGCGGCCGCGCGGGCGGAAGCAGCAGCAGCCAAGGAGCAGAGCGAGACGCGGGUGACUGCCGAGAAGCUGGCGGCUGCCGAGGGCAAGAUCGAAGGUCUUGUGGCGGCUGUGGCGGCCGCGCGGGCGGAAGCAGCAGCAGCUGCCGAGAGCAAAGCGCGGAUCCAGGAGCUGCUGGCGGCGAACAGGGAGCUUGAUGUCAAGCUGCAGUCAGCGCGAGUGGCGUUGACCGAGGCCAACCAGGCGACGGAGCGGGCGCGGCAGGAGACUCGAACAUCGGCGCAGGCACUGGCAGCCAAGACAUUUUCUGAGGCAAGUGAAGCCACGGCGCUGUCCGAGAAGAUCCGCACGUGCGAGGCUCAGCUGGCGGCUACCAAGGAGGCGCUAGAGUUCGAGCGUGCCGAGAGGGCGGCGGUAGACGCCGAGGUUGUCCGACUCGAGAGCCAAGUGGCGUCGAUGAACGCUUCGCACGAGAACGCGCUUGCACUCGAGGAGAUCCUACGCAAGAAGGAUGCCGAGAUUGUGAGCCUGGAAAAGGCGACACGGCGGACGGCCGAGAAGCUGGCGAGAGCCAAGGAGGAGCUGGCAGCCGCGGCCGAUCUGCAGGCGCAGGCGCAGACCGAAAAGUCAAAGCGGCUGGCGCUGAAGGACGUGUAUCAAGCGAGUCAGCGACGGAUUUACGAGCUGGAGGAGGCGUUGCGGCGGGGGAAAGAGCGGAGCGAGGUCAAGGAGACAGAGUUGCUGGAUAGGAGCCGGCGCAAGGUGGAGGAGCUGGUGUACGCUCUGGACGAAUCACGUGCACAGUGCGCAGCCGAGCAAGCACGCCGAGAGGCGAGCAUGAAGGCCUCGUCGCUGCUCGAGUCGCAGGUGUCGACCCUCGAGUCACAGGCCAAAACAGCGAUGGUGCAGGUGGCCGGCGCCAAGGCUGAAGCCAAGGCAGCCGGGGAGCGGGCAGAGGCAGCCGAAGCCACGUUAGCAGCGGCGCAAGCCGAUGCAGCGGCUGCCACCGAGGCCGCCGAAAAAGCCCGGGCCGAGGCUCUGGGCAGUGUCCGCGAUGCACAGCGCGAGGUUGACUUGCUGAGGGCGCAAAUUGUGCGGCAGACUGCAGCUCUGGAGGAGAGUAACGCGCGCGUUAGCCAGUUGGAGGCUGGGAUGGCGAGCGGGGACGCCCAGAUGCAGGCUCGACUUGACGAGUAUCGGUCAGCGCUGAAGGCCGCCGCUGCAGCGGCAGAUGCCGACGCGGCGGAGAUUGCGGAGCUGCGCGCGGUCAAGGACGCGCUGCUGGACAGAGUCGGGCAGGCCAAGGCCAAGCGGGCGGCGCUCAAGGCCAAGUUUGCCGAGUCGCUGGAGGAGCUUGGGGCCAAGGCCGAACUAUUCGACGCGCUUCAGGCCAAGGCCGAGAAGCUCGUGGUCAAGUACACCCAGGAGAAGGAAAAGCGGGUCGCUGUGCUCGGCGAGCUAUCAGGCAAGCAGGCCGAGCUCGAGGCGCUGCAUGCGAGCGUGGGCGAGGCUGUCGAGCGGGAGAAGAAGAAGCGGCA
Molecule: messenger RNA, 4684 nt
Organism: Thecamonas trahens ATCC 50062
Lineage: Eukaryota; Apusomonadida; Apusomonadidae
Exons: 1
Molecular function (GO): calcium ion binding
Source: RefSeq, a predicted model, not a curated record